This is a messenger RNA of Pungitius pungitius (ninespine stickleback), 1881 nucleotides long. RefSeq names its product transcription factor B1, mitochondrial (gene tfb1m). Bases 231 to 1307 code for a protein of 358 amino acids. Gene Ontology annotation, biological process: rRNA methylation; transcription initiation at mitochondrial promoter. The record is from RefSeq and is a predicted model, not a curated record. Gene Ontology annotation, cellular component: mitochondrial matrix. Gene Ontology annotation, molecular function: rRNA (adenine-N6,N6-)-dimethyltransferase activity; mitochondrial transcription factor activity. The transcript is spliced from 8 exons. Lineage: Eukaryota; Metazoa; Chordata; Actinopteri; Perciformes; Gasterosteidae.
UGGAUUUCAGCGUUAUUAGCCGUCUGUCCUUCUAAUAUUCCGUUUGUAGAGAGCUCAGUCGUACCUCGUUUUUCUUUUAAGGAAAACCCCACGAUUUUUAUGCUUGAAUUAACAGCCUCGCGUUCUUUUAACAGCAUACGACCCGAUAAGUUGACAUUAGCCGCGAUGCUAACGACCGUGUGCGACUCAGUCAAAGCUCAGUCCGCCGUCAACUUAAAUUGUUCACCGGAAUGAUGGCCGCCUCGGGGAAACUGGCGUCUUUCCGGCUGCCUCCCCUGCCUACCGUUGGCGAGCUCAUAAAGCUGUACAACCUGCGAGCUGAGAAACAGCUGUCCCAGAACUUCCUGUUGGAUUUGAGGCUCACGGACAAGAUCGUGCGUCAGGCGGGCGGUUUGAGGGAUGCCCAUGUGUGUGAGGUGGGUCCUGGUCCCGGUGGCCUCACCCGCUCCAUACUCAAUUCCGGGGUGUCAGAUGUGCUCGUGGUGGAGAAGGAUACGCGCUUCAUCCCAGGGCUCAAGCUGUUGUCCGAGGCGGCACCGGGAAGGUUGAGGAUCGUGCACGGUGAUAUACUCACGUACAGGAUGGACCGAGGAUUCCCCGAAAAUGUCUCCAAGCCCUGGGAGGAAGAUCCACCGAACCUCCACGUCAUCGGGAAUCUGCCCUUCAGCGUCGCGACCGCCCUCAUCAUUAAGUGGCUGGAGAACGUGGCCGACAGGACGGGGCCCUUUGCCUACGGACGCACACGCCUCACGCUCACCUUCCAGAAAGAGGUCGCAGAGAGGUUGACAGCCAGCACGGGCAGCAAGCAGAGGAGCAGACUGUCCAUCAUGGCUCAGUACCUCUGCACAGUCCGCAACUGCUUCACCAUCCCCGGGAGGGCCUUCGUCCCUAAGCCGGAGGUGGACGUGGGAGUAGUUCACUUCACCCCUCUGGUUCAGCCCCAGAUCCAGCAGCCCUUCAAGCUGGUGGAGAAAGUCGUCAGGAACGUGUUCCAGUUCCGCAGGAAGCACUGCCACAAGGGAGUAGAAAAGCUGUUCCCCGAGGCGCGUCGUGCCGAGCUGACGCAGGAGGUGAUGCGGAAAGCAGACGUGGACCCCAUUCUGCGGCCCACGGAACUCACCAUACCCCAGUUCGGGGCCUUGGCCGAUGCCUACGCUCAUCUGUGCGCACACGAGCCCAGUCUCCUCAGCUACGAGUUCAGAGAGGAGCUCAGAGUGAAGAACCUCGCCAGGAAAAUUAAAAAAAUAACGGACACGUCUACGGACGAGCCCCCCCCCCCGGCAUCCUGCAACAACCCUGCUAAAUAACUUAAAAUAAAGCCCACUAAUAUUCCAGUGCCAUGGCAACAGUGCUGCUGUUACUCACAUUUCAACCUGGCAUGUGCAUGCAUUUUUUUUUAAAAAGCCCUUGAAAUCCUGGGAAAGACGCAAAAAAACAUGGGGCGCACGAAGAGCCUGCAUGGGUCGGAUCAUCUCCAGAACCCUGCAGUAGGUCUUAGAAGAGUGAGCGUCUCUUUCUGUCCCAUUUUCUUUCACUUCAGAUCCACUUGCAUAACAUUUUGUCCUGCGGGACCUGAAAUAACAGUCAGUGUUUUCAGGGUGAUUUAGAAAACGGGAACAACACGGCAGCACCAGAUUCAGGUCGUUUUCCCUCCUCUAAGUACUGAAUUGCUUAAGUCACUUGGGAGGAGGUAAGUGAUUUUUUUUUCCAUCAUUAAAAGGAAUGCACUCUUAAUGCCGAUGUUUAUAUCACGAAAGUCCCCUCGGUGGACUAAAAAUGUCACUGAUGUCAUACAGCAUUCACGCGAUGUGUGCUAACCACGCUGUAGCCGUUUAAUGUUUCAUGUCAAUAAAAUAAUCCUUUUUGAAAGCUUAAACAGAA